Molecule: messenger RNA, 249 nt
Organism: Emiliania huxleyi CCMP1516
Lineage: Eukaryota; Haptophyta; Isochrysidales; Noelaerhabdaceae
Exons: 5
Coding region: 1-249 (82 amino acids)
Source: RefSeq, a predicted model, not a curated record
AUGGAUAACAGCUCGCGUUACAAAACCUUGAUUUUGACCAUUUGCGCCAUUUUGUCCCUCUCGAUCACAUCAGGACACGGUCUCGACGCGCUCGGCAGCCUGGGAACGGUGGCGGUCAGAGGCAAAGCCUACGAGGGGUGGUGGAACCACAUGGCCGCAGGAAGCGCGGGGGAGGGCGCUGGGAGCAACACAGAGCUCCGUUGGACGCUGUCCUCCUAUUUAGGAUUCCUAAGCUUAAAGGCCCGCUAA